AGCAGAGCAGCCCGACAGGAGGUGAUGAUCGGAGUGUUUUGACCCGAUGAAGGUGCAGAGCUUCACUGGAAAAGUUGUGUAGAAAGUUCUGGACAAGAGGAGCCUCGCGCCGCCCGAGCCAAUCGGGACAAGCGGAACCAGGUCAGGUAGCCGAAGAGGACCAGAGAGAGAGCAGGCAGGGCAGAACAGCCACGCACGCCACGAGGACAGUGGACUUCCCGGGGCGAUUAUGGCCAAACCUUCGUCCAACGUCAAGGCCCUCCAGGCUAAUUUGAACAUCCCGAUGGGAGCUCUGCGUCCAGGGGCGGGACAUCCUGUCAGGAGGAGAGAGGAGACAGUAGACACAGAAGAGGCCCAUUCCCCGGACCUGCCCUCGGCCACGGCCCAUUCGCCAGAGGAGAAGAAGACGUUGCCGGGCGCGGUGAAACUUCCCGGCCCUGCUGUCAACCUAUCAGAGCUGCAGAACGUCAAGAGCGAACUACGAUGGGUCACCAAGGACUAACAGCACCGCCGCGCCACGUGGAGGGGCGGACAUCUUCACCCUUCGACCAACGAAGACUAUCAGAUGACAACCAAAUCCCAACAUGUUCAGCAACACCAACAGCUCUCUGAUAAGCCAAGACAGCGAUCUACAGCUGGCGUCCAUGAACUGUCUUCCGGGCAAUAAAAGAAAAACAAAAGUCCAUCUUAACAAGUCAUUUAAUAUUGUGUUUUGUUCCUAUAAUAUAUAUAGAGAGAGAUAUAGAUAUAUCAUGAACUGGCUUUGUAUCACCAUGUGGAAUAUUCUCUAUGGGUUUGGUGACAUAGCAAAAGUAAAGGUUUCAUUUGCAACAUGCAGCUAAUUGCAUGGAAGAUGCAUUGUGGGAAAAGUAGGCCUAAAGGUUAUGGCUUAAAGAAACAAGGUGAGAUCAUUUCACUGGUUCUCUGUGUAGCUUCACUUGCUUUUUCUAGAAUUUCCUCGGCCGAAGUAAAAGAGUGAUAUUGUACACUUUUUUUACUACCUACCUGCUUUUUCUCUCCUUUUUUUUAUUGUUUUAAGAAAAAAAUAAUAAUUAAGGAGCAAUACAAGAUUAAAUAACGGGUUAAGGUAGAUGUUUGUUGCAGUGAACAUGUGACAAUCAGCUUCGACCACACACGACCCCCCAGGAAUCCAACAACUGUGAUUUCCCACCUAACUGUGACCAAUUUUAAGACUACAACCAUACGUUUUUUUUUCCCUUGUCAAUAACGAAGACUAUUCAGACAUGAUUUACAGUGAUACUCUCAUUUCUCAUCUCUAACUGCAGCUGUACACCACAAUUAGUGACGAUGUUUGAGUUCAAUUGUACUACUCUUGUCUUCUUCUUCUUUUUUUUUUUUUUUUUUUUGUUUUUUUUUUUUUGGGAAUUUGUGACAGUUUUCUGUUUCAUUGCUAUGGUUCCCUGAAACAGACAGAUUUCCUCAGCAAACUAGAAAUAAACCAUAUAAUUCUUCUACAAAUCACCAAGCCCAUGACUCUUCUAUGAAUAGCAUAAAUUCAAGCAAUAUACACUGAUGUGAUUUCAAGCUAUAUACAUAUUUACUACAGUCCACAAUUAGAUAUUCCCCAGUCUUUCUGGGAGUCUUUCAAUGCAUGCCGU
Molecule: messenger RNA, 1619 nt
Organism: Myripristis murdjan (pinecone soldierfish)
Lineage: Eukaryota; Metazoa; Chordata; Actinopteri; Holocentriformes; Holocentridae
Gene: smpx
Product: small muscle protein X-linked
Exons: 6
Coding region: 230-502 (90 amino acids)
Cellular component (GO): muscle tendon junction; costamere; M band
Source: RefSeq, a predicted model, not a curated record